CGACCCCUGCUCUUCCAGAUGCUCCAUUCGGCGCCCCAUGGCCGCGAUAAGCUCCCGCGGCCUGGGACUUAACUUUUUCUCAUCCGUAUCGAGAUCGGUUUCGGGCCCCCGGGAUACAACGACGCCAACGACGCCAACGACGCCCUCUUUUCCCCAACACCUCCGAACCGCGCAUCUGAAAUUUGCGAUACCCCGCGGCGAGAGGCUGGGCUGACGGGCAAAUCACCAUGUUGGACCACAGCUCAUGAGAGUCUCCAGCCGAAUUGACGGGUCGAUAUGCGGCGCGAUCCUCUUCUUGCACCGCCCGUCGCUGUCGUCGAAUCGGUCCGCCGCCGCCGCAUCCCUUCCAACUUCCGCUCAUAGCCUCGGUGGAGGGCCUGUGCAGGGCUUCCGCGGCGGUUGUUGCACGGCCUGGCGACGGCCCAUCACCUUUCUGGCCUCCAGCUCCAGAUCAUUGGCGCCACAGCACCGCUCCGGCCUGAACCCUUCGACGCCCCGAGUCUCGACAACCACCCCCCUUGGCAGCCUUCCCAGGCCCUCCAUAAUACCUGAGGCUACUGCUACUACUACUACUUCUACUACUACUCGUGCCAACCACACGGCCGCCGCCGCCGAAACGUCUCCAGAUCUGGAGCUGGACGAUGACAACGACAACAACAACAACAACAACAACAACAACAAGGCCGACCCUCCACAACCCCAGUCGCCGCCUGCCAAACUGAAGAGACGCCCGAGCUACACUCAAAAGGAGCUACUCGCCCUCGUCGACCCCUACGAUGACGAAGAGAUCGGCGCUGUCGAGGACUACCUCCAGUACCUCCGCGACCCUUACAUGCGCGGCUACGCUCAGCCGGACGUGCCAAAAUUUUCAUUCGCCCGCACGGCCGAGGACUUUGAAUAUCCCACCCUCGAACAGGUGAUCGAGGCCGGCGAAGAGGAGCAGAAGAUCCUCUGGGAGCUCCGCUUCGCCGUGCUCAACCGCCUCCGGAGCCCGCACAAGGUCGACCUCGACCACAUCUACGAGAUCUACCGGCGCCUCCCCGAGCCGCGCAUGCUCUACAUCCACGCCCGCUUCCGCCACCAGCUGCUGCGCGCCCUCGGCCAGCCCGACGAGCGCGACACCCGGUCGAUGCUGCGCUACUUUGAGGUCAUUGCCGACGUCAAGAACACGGGGAUCCCGUUGACCACGGCCGAGUGGAACUGCGCCAUCGCCUUUGCCAGCAAGUACGUCGGCACCGUGACCGAGACCGAGGUCGAGACGGCCCUGAAGCUGUGGCGCGAGAUGGAGGUCGAGGCUGGCAUCAAGGCCACCAACGUCACCUUCAACAUCCUCUUCGACGUCGCCUGCAAGGCCGGCAACUUUACCCUCGCCGAGAUGAUCUACCGCGAGAUGGAGUCGCGCGGCCACUACUACAACCGCUACCACUACACCAGCCUGAUCCACUUCUUCGGCCUCAAGCACGAGACGGGCGGCAUGCGCGCCGCCUACCGGGAGAUGGUCAAGGCCGGCGAGAUGAUCGACACGGUCGUGCUCAACGCCAUGAUCGGGGGCCUGCUGCGGUCCGGCGAGGAGGCCCCCGCCGAACGGCUGUACGAACGCAUGAAGGCCGCCACGCUCAGCAGCGGCAGCAGCAGCGGCAGCAGCAGCAGCAGCAGCAGCGACGAGGGGGGCGGCGGCGGCGGCGGCGGCGACAACACCCCCCUGCCCGUGCGCACCCCCCCUUCGGACCGCGCCAUCACCCAGGCCCUCCUCAUGUUCGCCAAGAUCGCCCGGCGCCACCCGGCCUCCCGCGCGGCGCUGCAGCGCAUGGCGCCCCUCUCGCCGGACCUGCAGACCUUCCGGAUCCUGGUCAACCACUACGGCGUCAAGCGGGGCGACCUGGCCAAGACGGCCGCCUUCCUCGACGAGAUGAAGCUCUUCCGCAUCCCGCUCCACCACGCCAUCUUCCUCGCCCUCUUCAAGGCCUUCGCCCACCACGGCGGCUACCCGCGUUCCCCCUGGAGCGAGCGCCGCCUGACGGGCAUCUGGAACGCCCUGCUGGACGCCGUCGACGCCGGCGCCGCCGGCAUCGAGAUCAAGACCUGGCUCGCCGUCUGGGCCCUCCGCGCCUUCGCCCGCUGCUCCACCCGCCAGCGCGUCCUCGACGUCUACGACGCCCUCAAGGCCCGCUGGACCCUGAACGAGGCCGACGAGCAGUUCAUGAUUGACUUUCUGAGCAGUCUGCUGAAUAAUAAUAACAAAUAAAAAAAGGGGGUCCGGGUCCCCGGGCGGCUGGGUGCGGAGUCGGAGGCUGGAGGCUGGAGGUUGGAGGUUGGAGCAUGUCCGUAACUAAGGAGGAAGGAGGGGAGGGGAGGAGGCUCGAAGCGAG
Messenger RNA from Thermothelomyces thermophilus ATCC 42464, 2369 nucleotides. RefSeq lists its product as uncharacterized. Gene Ontology annotation, molecular function: protein binding. NCBI's taxonomy places the organism in Eukaryota, Fungi, Ascomycota, Sordariomycetes, Sordariales, Chaetomiaceae. The transcript has a single exon. The record is from RefSeq and is a predicted model, not a curated record. Bases 245 to 2245 code for a protein of 666 amino acids.